GCCGGAACCGCUUCGUUUGAAGCAUUGAAGUCCUGGGACGUAGCGACGCCCCCAGAACCGAUACUAACCACCAAGUGAUAAACUUGCAGUUUUUUGGCCAGUGGAACCAGCAGUGCAGUCAAGAUGGUGUACAACUUUAAAGUGUUCAAAAAGUGCGCGCCCAACGGCAAGAUCACCCUCUACAUGGCCAAGCGGGACUUCAUCGACCACAUCUCAUACGUGGAGCCGAUAGACGGCGUGGUGCUGCUGGACGAGGAGUACGUGCGCGGGCGCAAGGUGUUCGGGCAGGUGGUGUGCACGUUCCGCUACGGCCGCGAGGAGGACGAGGUCAUGGGGCUUAACUUCUACAAGGAGCUGUUCCUCGCCUCCGAGCAGAUCUACCCGCCGCCCGAGAAGAGGCCCUACGAACUCUCCAAGACGCAGGAGCGUUUGAUAAAGAAGCUGGGGUCGGGCGCGGUGGCGUUCCGGCUGGCGGUGCCGGCGGGCGCGCCCGGCUCCGUCACGCUGCAGCCGGGGCUGGAGGACGAGGGCGAGCCCUGCGGCGUGCACUACUACGUCAAGCUCUUCGUGGGCGACUCCGAGAUCGACCGCUCGCACAGACGGAGCACGGUGGCGCUGGGCAUCCGCAAGGUGCAGUUCGCGCCGGCCAAGGCGGGCCCGCAGCCCUGCACGGUGGUGCGCAAGGACUUCGUGCUGUCGCCGGGGCAGCUCGAGCUCGAGCUCACGCUGGACAAGCAGCUGUACAUGCACGGGGAGACGGUGGCGGUGAACAUGUGCGUGCGCAACCACAGUAACAAGGUGGUGAAGAAGAUCAAGGCCAGCAUCCAGCAGGGCGUGGACGUGGUGCUGUUCCAGAACGGCCAGUACCGCAACGUCGUCGCCAGCGUCGAAACGCAGGACGGCUGCCCGCUGCAGCCGGGCUCCAGCCUGCAGAAGGUGCUGCACCUGACGCCGGCGCUGGCCAGCAACCGCGACAAGCGCGGCAUCGCGCUGGACGGCCAGCUCAAGCGCGCCGACACCACGCUCGCCUCCACCACUUUAUUGCUGGACCCGGACCAGCGCGACGCGUUCGGCAUCGUGGUGAGCUACAGCGCGAAGGUGAAGCUGUACCUGGGCGCGCUGAGCGGCGAGCUGGUGGCCGAGCUGCCCUUCAUCCUCAUGCACCCCAAGGAGGGGCGCGCCAAGAUCAUCCACGCCGACAGCCAGGCCGACGUGGAGAUGUUCCGCCAGGACACCGUCCACCACCAAGAGAGCGUCGAGGUGUACUAGCUCCGCGUCGCCGCCGCCGCCGCUGCCGCCGCCGCGCGCGCGUGUCCUAUCAUUACCUCAAGAGUAUUCAAUUUCUAAACGCAGAAGCGUAUAUUAUUUUGUGCUAAUAUAAUAAGCUGUCGAUAUUUCAUAGGUUAGUUUGAUGUCUGAAAAAGGAAUGCCAAUUGCUAAGAAUAAUUUUAUUCAUUCAUUACUUAUAACAGAUUUGAAUGAAGAAAGACGUAAAUAGGUACCUACCUAUCUAGAUGUGCAUGUGGAUUGAGUGAUCCUUGCUUCAAUCUUAACAAAAAUCUAGGAAGGUUUAGUUAAAAUAUGUUAAAAACAUUGCAUUGCGUUGAAGUAAAAAAUAGAAUAGAAUUUUUUGUAUCUGUGUCUUGCUUCAAUUAAAUAAUUAAAAUAAAUUCUAAACAGGUGUAAGUAACAAAGUUAAAAGUCUUUCUGUAUUUUGUAGGUGAAUGGCCCACAGUUUUAUGCUGGAUUUCUAUAAUCAAUCCUAAUCCAAAUUGGACGGAUUUGGACAGUCAACUGUCAAAUUUUAAUAUGUUUUUGGCCAAAAUAUCUGCGGUUUUUGAUGUUUUUACAUUUUUAUAUUGUUUAUAAGACUAUUUAAACAAUAUUAAAGUGUAAAUGGAUCGAAUAUUUUGGAAAUAUAAUCUAAAACUGAAUUCAAUUUGACAGUUCUAAUCCGGAUUUGGACAAGGAUUGAAUAUAUAGGAAACGGGCGUUAGCUAGGUACCCAUUUCCGGUCAUGUUGUCUUGUUCUAUCGCAAAGAAUCACCGUUUGAUGAGAGCGAGAGAAAAAAACGGAAAUAGGUAGCUGGAAAUGUGGGCUAAAGUUUCGUUUCAUUUCAAACCAUUACAAAAGUAGGUAGUUGAAGAUUAUUAAAUUUUAUCGAAUCAAGAAUUUAAAAAAUAAUUUAUACAACAUGCUUAAAAAAACUUAUCUAAACUUGUACUUUAUAAAUAAAGGUUUAUUUAUCAAA
This is a messenger RNA of Ostrinia nubilalis (European corn borer), 2252 nucleotides long. It is a transcript of the gene Arr1, whose product is annotated as arrestin homolog. Bases 124 to 1269 code for a protein of 381 amino acids. Lineage: Eukaryota; Metazoa; Arthropoda; Insecta; Lepidoptera; Crambidae. The transcript has 9 exons. Gene Ontology annotation, molecular function: G protein-coupled receptor binding. Gene Ontology annotation, biological process: G protein-coupled receptor internalization; signal transduction. Gene Ontology annotation, cellular component: cytoplasm. The record is from RefSeq and is a predicted model, not a curated record.